UCGUACAGUUCGAACGCGGCAAUGUUCUUCGAAAGCUUUCUGUUGAACUUGGCUAUUUUGGCAGCUUUAAUAGUCGCCCUAAUAUUCGACUAUGUUACGAAGUUCUUUAGCUACUGGUACAUCCGCCAUGUACCUUACAAGAUACCGUUUCCUUUCUUCGGAAGUGAUUAUCAUAGGGUAUUGAGGUUUCGAUCGACCUCCGAGGAAGUAAGAAACCUUUACACUAAGUAUCCGGAGGCGAAUUUUGUAGGUGUCAUCAAGAGUCGAAUACCUGAGUUGAUUGUGAAAGACCCGGAGUUCAUCAAGAAAAUGUUGUCGACGGAUUUCGCGAAUUUCCAUUGCAGAGGCAUCGCUCUCGACAGAUCUCGGGAUGUUUGCUUAAGAAACAAUCUAUUCUAUGCCGAAGGUGAAAAGUGGACCUUACUCCGUGAGGGAUUGGAGUGUUUAUUGAACGGAAUGCAUCGUGAACCUGAUGUCAGUUUACAUGUCUGUUUGUCAGGAACCAAUGAAGUUGUGAAUGUUCGAGGGCUGUUGUCAGAAAUAUUGGACGCCGUGUUUAAGGAUUGCCUCUUUGAGGGAAAGGACGACGGACUUAUACUAAAAGACUUACGUCAGUCAAUACAGCGUCGUACUUAUUUGGAGAUAUUCAAGAGUUAUUUGAAAGAAAUAUUUCCUUCUGUGUAUACUUUCUUCGGAUUAACCACCGUUCCAGGAUUGCUGACUGCGAAAGCUAAUAAAGUCUUGAAAGAAUCAAACUUAUUGACGAAGAUUCGACAAAUAGGUCUCAUAGAUCAAUUGAACUCGAAAAACAGGAAGGCUACUAGGACAGAAAACGUAACAGAAUUGGAAUUGACAUAUUCAAUGGUUAGUCUUUUCAUAACUGAAGGGUACAUACCGUGUCUUAAUGUUAUAACUUCCUUGUUGUUUGAAUUAGCAAAGAACUUGGAAAUCCAAGAAAAAAUCAGAACACAUAAUUCAGUUAACGUUGAUUAUUUAGAUGCCUGUGUUAAAGAAGCUUUACGUUUGUACUGUUCAUACCCAGUUAUAACAAGAAAGUGUGUCAAAGCAUAUGAAAUUCCAGAUAAUAAAAUGAUUUUGGAUAAGAAUAUCACUAUAACGGUACCGGUAGAAGCAAUCCAUAAAGACUCGAAGCACUAUAAGAACCCUUGUGCUUUUAACCCGGACCGGUUCUUGGAAAGUGAAAAUGAAAUGAGGCAUACAUUCGUGUACUUACCUUUUGGUGCUGGGCCUCGCAAAUGUAUUGGUGAACAGUUGGCUAUGCAGAUUAUGAGAAAAGUUACAAAAGCUAUCCUUGAGAAAUAUAAAAUCGAGACAACAGAAAGAACUCCUUCACAGCUGUCCUUUGAAGAUCAUAAUUUUAUGAAAAUCAUUAAAGAAGAUGUUUGGCUCAAGUUCACACCAUUGUAAUGUUAAUUUGUGUUAUCUUAUAACAUGACAUUCACGGUCUUGUUUCUAGGGUUGGUUUGGCUUUGAAGUAAAUAACGAUAGCACUCAACAUCGUUUGUGGAUUUGGUGGAAGGAUGAAGGAAGAUUAUUAGAACUAUUUAUUACAUAUUUAAAAUCAGCAUUUUUAUUAUAUAAUGUUAAAAGGACAAUUUUAUUUUAAGGUUAUGGUGUGUGAAAAAGAGUUUGUCGUAUAAACCUGUUAAUCAGCUGAUGUUUUAUUUUGUUAAUUUGUAAGCAGUUAACUGUAU
Molecule: messenger RNA, 1715 nt
Organism: Papilio machaon (common yellow swallowtail)
Lineage: Eukaryota; Metazoa; Arthropoda; Insecta; Lepidoptera; Papilionidae
Gene: CYP338A1
Product: cytochrome P450 6B2
Exons: 2
Coding region: 22-1428 (468 amino acids)
Molecular function (GO): monooxygenase activity; iron ion binding; heme binding
Source: RefSeq, a predicted model, not a curated record